GCGCCGUACAUCGAAAAGUUGCUUCUGCUCUCGCCUGCCCCGUCGCUCUUCUCUCUCCAUCUUCACUUGCUACCAGCGUUCCCGACUUACCACCGCCACUCCCUUCCCACUUACCCUCACCUUCAACUUUCAACAUCCCGCCAGUGUCCGCUGUCUUUCCUAGACUUCGACACACACUCACUGUCGGAAAAGUUCGCCUAGUCCCGGACCCGUCUUACACUGCACCUAAGACGUUCGCGUCGUCUACUGUCCAAGUUCCCCGGGUGUAAUCGAACAGCACUCGCAAGCCCGGCGCCAACCCGACCUGUUUGAAAGGCAGAUGCGCCACAGCAUCCAGCCAACAUGCCUGGAAUUCUCCCGAUGAAAGUGAUCAAGGUCGGGAACGGCUCACAGAGUCGUAUCGCUCAGGCCUGUGAUCGAUGCAGAAGCAAGAAGAUUCGCUGCGACGGCAUUCGCCCCUGCUGUACUCAAUGCGCCAAUGUCGGUUUCGAAUGCAAAACUAGCGACAAGCUGAGUCGACGUGCCUUCCCCCGUGGAUACACCGAAUCGUUGGAGGAACGCGUGCGUGCUCUGGAGUCCGAAGUCAGGGACUUGAAGAACCUGCUGGAUGAAAAAGACGAGAAGAUCGAUGUCCUUUCUCGGAUCCACUCCUUCUCGCCCUCACGUCAGAGGCCAAGUGUUGCAGCAACAUCACCAUCGGCGUCUGCAAAAUCCAACGCACCCGAUGCAGACGAGGGCAUGAUUCAGGUUCAGCACUCAGUACAGCCUAACGACUCCAGCUCGACUGAGAGUGCAGGGUUGUCGAAUACUCGCGGUUUUGCUGACGCUUUUACAAACAAGCUUGUAGAGCAAAAUCGAUUGCCAUCCAGUGUCUCGAUCAAAACCUUAACGACUCCCUCUCCUAUCUCUCAUUCGCGCGUCGACCAGGCCAUCCGAACAGCGCCUCGACUUGUAUCCGAUCAGCUCAUCAACAUCUUCUUCCAGGAAUGGGCCCCUCUCUACCCGGUGGUUCACCGGCCCACCAUCCUCAAAGCUUAUGAGCAGUAUCUUUCGGGCACGGAGUCUUCGCAGGGAAGCAAGCAUGACUUGGCACAAUUGAAUUUGAUUUUUGGCAUCGCCGCUCUUGCGUCUAUGUCGAGAACCAACCAGGACCCUACCUUUUUCGAAGACAAUUGGUCAUCCAUUCUCGAAUCAAUCUCAAGCGAUAUUUCUCUUUCGACGAUGCAAUGUUAUGUGCUCGCCCAAAUGUACUGCAUGACCAAAGGCGAUUACACCAGUCUUCUACGCUAUCGGGGCCUUGCCGUGAGUCUUAGUCAACAGUUGAGACUGCACCAGAGCCAGAAACGCUUCUCUUCGAAUGCUCUUGUGGCAGAAACCCGUAAGAAAGUAUUCUGGUGCCAAUACGCUCUGGAUCGAUUCACUGCCGCUUUGACGGGAUUGCCUGUCCUACUACGUGAAGAGGAUGUCAAGGCUGAGUACCCCGAGGAUAUUGAUGAUGAGAAUGUCACGGAAACCGGCUUUUUGCCCACCCUUCCCGGCGAAUCGACCCGCAUCUCAAGUGCAAUCGCGCUGUUUGCGGCAUCACGCGUGCUGAACAAGGUUCUGGAAGAUAUCUAUCCUUCUGAUGGAGGAUACGAUAUACCCUUGUCGAAGCUGCACGCGGUUGCAGAGCAAUUGGAUGAGUGGGUGAAGGGCUUGCCUGCUCACCUCCGCCUCGAGUUCUCUCAAGACAAGCCCAGUACCAAUGUUACCAGCAGCCGGUCGCCGCUUUUGUCUCUCGUCUAUUAUUACACCCGUUCAUUGAUCCAUCGCCCCGCGGUCUGUUUCGGCGAAGAACACGUUCGAUCACCUUCUAUCCUUGCCCUGUCCGAUUCAGCCAAACAUAUUAUUCAGAUCCUUGAAUUGCUCGACGAGAGACGCCUCUGCCUCUCUGUGACUAUCAAUCGGAAGGAGCUCGUUUUUGCGACAGGACUUGGUCUUCUAUGGCAAAACAUCGGUCUGAAGCGUGACAGUAAGCUUGUCAAGGAGAGCCAAAAAUUGCUCACCACCGUCAUUGAUCAGCUGGAAUCCGAGGAGUCGUCAUCUGCCGCCGAGUUCAGCGCUUUGGCUAGUGUUCUGGUUUCCCUGAAUAACAGCAAGCACGGGUCGUCUGGUCGGCCUCAGGACAUGUCGCCACCUUUGCAGAAACCACUGAAGUCUCCUAAGAGGCAACUUCAGUCCUGGAAAUCGCGUUUGACCGGGGCGUCGGGCUCAGCCCAUCAGGAAACACCCGACUCCCCAUCUCGGCGGGCCACUAUCUGCGGGGUGAGUCCUAACGCCGCCCAACGUCAUGCCAGGUCCUCUAGCUGGGCCAGUCUCCCCCCGGACAACUUCCACGCGCCAAACAUGCCUGCGAACAAGUCCUCUUAUCAUUCAUCUUCCGGGACGUACGAUAGUAGCCACAUGCUUUCUAGCUCCGCGCCUUCGGAUCCCCCGGGCGGACCCAUCACGGUGUCCGACUGGGAGUUCGUCCUGAGUGACAUGGACCGAGGCUACUCGAACAUUUUCACGGGGAUCUAUGGAGGAAGGGAAUGCGGCGAAGACAGCGGCCCCUUUGCUUCCCUCACAGCCGAAUUUGUCCAGAAGGGGGACCCGUUGGCGGGACCGUUACCGGCGCCCCAGACGGAGCUGCAAGGAUUGUCACCCGAGGCGUGGUCAGCGAGUAGCAAUAGCGAUGUGCCGCCCAACCAGGACCUCCCCGCACAAAGUGUCCUCAGCUACUCCGACGAAGGCAGUGCAGAGGACGGGGUGCGAUUUAACGACAUCCGCCUCUCCCCGGAAGAACAGGCCAGUUUUUUGGGCUCCUUCCGAAGUGUCAUGAUUCCAGCUGUGGAAGACGACGCUGAUGAGUUUGCACUGAUCAAUGGAUGGGAUCGACGGUUGGCUGUUUGAAGCAGUAUGCUUCGAAGGCGGCAUCUUUAAUGAACGCGACGAAUAAUGGUGUGGAGGAGUUUAUCUAUGAUUGGGUUUGGGAUCGGAGCGAGAGGAUAUUUGAUUUUGGCUCCAUAGUUUCAUUUGUGAUACCUCGUCUGUACAGGGAGUCUUGGUUUUGUUUCGGUUCCUGCAGAGGGCUGCUGUUAUAGGUCUAGUCUAUGUGCCACUAUAAUAUCACGUACAUCUUAUGUUUGAA
Molecule: messenger RNA, 3169 nt
Organism: Aspergillus ibericus CBS 121593
Lineage: Eukaryota; Fungi; Ascomycota; Eurotiomycetes; Eurotiales; Aspergillaceae
Gene: facB
Product: C6 transcription factor FacB/Cat8
Exons: 5
Coding region: 343-2931 (862 amino acids)
Biological process (GO): DNA-templated transcription; regulation of DNA-templated transcription
Molecular function (GO): DNA-binding transcription factor activity, RNA polymerase II-specific; DNA binding; zinc ion binding
Source: RefSeq, a predicted model, not a curated record